Messenger RNA from Eriocheir sinensis (Chinese mitten crab), 7304 nucleotides. Its product is annotated as F-box only protein 30-like. NCBI's taxonomy places the organism in Eukaryota, Metazoa, Arthropoda, Malacostraca, Decapoda, Varunidae. The coding region runs from base 331 to 2373 and encodes 680 amino acids. The record is from RefSeq and is a predicted model, not a curated record. The transcript has 15 exons. Gene Ontology annotation, molecular function: ubiquitin protein ligase activity; protein binding; zinc ion binding.
ACGGUGUUGGUGGUGUGUGUGGGCCGCCGCGGGGAGGAGAGGCAGGCCCCGUGGAGGACAGUGGGUGGCGGCCCGCGGGUGACUAAUUAUACCCUUGAUGGUGGUUAGGAGGCGAGGCGGGUGUGCAGGCCAGGCUGGGAGGACGAGUAAUUAGUGAGGACCGCCGGAAACUAUAUAACAAGUUUACGGGAAGGACGGCCGACAGCCCCAACACCGUGCAGAUCGCCCCGUUUUCCUCCUCUAGCCUCCUAGCCCACUCCUCUCUGCCUAUUACCAUCACUACUCAAGCAGAGACAGACGGCUGAUUGACAGAGCCUCGCCAGUAGCUCCAUGGAGGCCCCCGUGGACUCCGACAGUGAGGAUGGAAGCGAUGAGUCCCUGUUGCUGCUGGAGGAGUAUGAGGAGGAGGUGGACAUCAACAUACACUUCCACUGCGAGCACUGCGUCAAGAUGGGCCGCUGUCAGGAGCGCCCCAAGCCAGGCUGGGCGUGCGACAUUGAUUACUGUCCCAACGGCUGCGGUCACAGAUUCCACGUCUGCAAAACCAGCGAGCACCGCCUCAUGUGCAGCCACGAGCGAGUGCCGUGCAUCAACGCGGGGUACGGCUGCCCUCUGUGGAUGCAGCGGAGGUACAUUGCCGAGCACCUGCCCUUCUGCCCGGCCUCGGUGGUCAUCUGCAAUGCCGAGUGGAACCGCUGGGCGCUGGGGGCCAAGGAGAGGGAGAAGGUGGCCAUGACCAAAGGAAUUACUGCUCUCUAUAACCCUGCUGACUUAGACAUGUGUCUAGCACUCCAUGACCAAGAACUUGUCAACGAGAUGCAGAGGAUGCCAAAGCGACUGCGCUCAACCCUGUGUAACCAGAUCACGCGACGCUUCCCCUGCCUGCCGCUCACCAUCCGAGGGUCGCGCCACCACACCUCCAACAAAAACUUUAACGACCACAAAGUAGCGCAUUCCACGGCGGAGGAGGAGGAGGACGACCUAACACCAGGUUUAUCUGUGUCUGUGUGUAUUGAGCUUUUACGAGGCAAGAAAUCUGUGUUGCCUUGUCCAGACAGUGAGUCCAGAGAUGCUGCUUUGCCACCCACUCCCUCCCCCACCUCUCCAGACCCCUCGGAGGACCCCGACGACACCCAGGGCGACGGCAGGAGGAAACACAGCCAGCAUAACGCACUGCCCACCAAGGAUGACAUCGCCUCCAUCUGCUGCACCCACGAGAUCAUCAAGAACAUCUGUCUGUUUUGCCGGGACGACCCCGACGAGCCAGACUUCAAGAUGGGCAAGGUGUGGCGCGAGCACCUGCUCCUCAAGAACCCGGGGGAGGUCCGAUGGGUGGUGGAGCCCUGCGUGGAGAAGGUCAGGAAGCGCAACCAGUUUGGGAUGUUCGCCUACAAGCGUUACGAUGAGUCUGACGAGGAUGAGGAGGAGGAGGGCAACACCACCACCCUGGACAAGAUGAACCUGAUCUUCGACGAGCACGGCCAUCCCAUGGGGAAGAGGCCCAGGUUCCAGACGCCCCCGCCGGCGCCCAUCACCCCCAAGGGCCUCACCAUGGAGCUGACCCUGAAGCAUUACUCCCGGCACCAGACCAAACCGAGGGCCAUGUUCACCUUCCAGUGCAUGCAGGAACUCCGCCGCUCCGAGUACAGCAGCCACUACCAGAACAUGCACAGUGAGAUCCAGGAGGGCAUGGACGGCUGGCUCGUCCACCGCUGCCCCCUGCAUGUCUUCGGCUGCCCCUUCAUCUACGACCGCCUCCAUCCGGGACAGAAGGACGCAGAUGUGGUGUACUCCCAGAGCCUCAAAGCCUUCGGUGUCCGUCCCAAGCUGGAGUAUGAGGCGGCUGCGUGUGGUGGUUUGCCCAGGUCUCGGUCCCCCAGCGUAGAGAAGACCACCAAGGCGUUCGGGCAGCUGCGCCUCACCCCCAUGCAGAGGGCCAGGAGGAGCGGCAAGGAGUCCCCCUCGGAGCAGUACCUGGCCUCCAGCAUCCACCUCACCUACCUGCCCAUUGAGGUGCUCCAGAUGAUUGCUGUUUACCUGGAUGGAUUCAGCCUCAACAGUUUGUCGCAGACGUGCCGGCUGAUGCGUGACGUGUGCUUGUCCUUGCUGAACGAGCGCGGGCUGGUCAUCAUCGAGUGGGUGCGGCACAUUGAGGACAACAAGGUCAGGUGGAAGCCAGGCAACAAGCGUCGCUUCUUCAGCAAAGCGUUUGAACACGUGCACACCUGGGGCUUCAAGGACGUGACCCACAUGGCGAACCAUUUAGAAGUCUGCAAGUUUAACAAGAGACACAUUGCUGAACAGAAAUUUGCUUACAUUCUGCCGAGAAAAGACGGAACGAUUCCAGACAUUUUACGCACGUGUCGGGUAUGACCACAGGCAGCUCCUAGUGGCCCCCGGAGGCAGGCUGGUGCUGGGGGAGGGUGAGGAGCUCUGCCGGAAGAGCUUGAGGUGACGCUGGUGAAGGGAGCAGCCCACGGGCCUGCCCACCCCACUCCCUCUGGUCAUCCCCCACCCGCCACACUGUCACCGCCCACCCGGCCCCUCGACUUGCCUCCCACCCGUGCCUUGCCCAGUUUUGGGAACGAGCCCUUCAAAAUGGUCCAUUAUAAUUCUUCAUGGCAGUGAAAUCCAGUGACAAAGUACAACACUGCAUGGGAAGGUCCUGCUGUUGCCAUGUUGUAGCGCCUCUGCCUCUGUGUGUUGCUUCAUCAGGGCCCGGCAACACACAGCAUGAAAACUGUGAUUCAUGGAAUUUAGAGGAUUACUCUGAAGACUGAAUUGCAGAGACAUUGUGCAUGUGUUUCCAUCCACUGGCUUGUGGGUACAUGUUCAAACAGAAAGGUACAUAUUAUUAUACCAUCAAUACUCUCAAGACUUUUCCCAGAGCAGAGUUGCUUUAAGAUGUGCAAUGCUUUCUUGUUAUAGAGCUUUGCAUUCAAAUGCUUCAUAAUAACUGGGCAUCUUAUGCUUGAUGAUCAAACUCAUUAAGGCUUGUGAUAAGUAGCAUAGAUUCAAGUCUAACCAGCAUACGUAGACCUCAUGCCAAGGGCUUUGUUUUGUGGCCCACACAGCAACUCACACUUGCAGUAGACAAUGCUGACAAGUAGUUGUAGGAAAAUUUGGAUUUAACCGUUGAUGUUGGCAGAAGUGUUUCCAUCCACAGGCUCGUGGCCACGGUGAGGCUGGCCGUGGCCAAGACUGACACCCUCCGUGGCUUUGCUUGUUAGACAAGUUGAUACUUGAUGUCAGUUUUUUUCGCACGUAAAGUUAUGAGUUUCAGCGACUCGGCUACUAAGUUCCAUCAUUCAGCAAAGUAUUAAAACAGUAUACUUAAGUAAUUAGUAACUUUCAAAAUGCAGCCGUUCAAGGAUAAUUAGUAACUUUCUAUCAGUGUAAUACAAAGCAAAAUCUAAUCUAAGAUCAGUUUGCCAAAGGAAUGAAUUUAAUCUUCGCCUUUACCAGUAUUAUAAAUUUCUGACAAUUAGUCACUUACAAAUAAUGAAAACAGCGGGAGAGCUGGAGCAGGUAUGUCAAACCACAAGUGUGUCCUUAAGAAACUUGCUGCACAGCAAACUCAGAUUCACAGUUUUGUCUUAUAAAAGAACUGAUGCAGAGUUCAAGCAACACAGAACCCCUCAUGCAGUGUGAGGAAACCAAAGGCUUAUAUUAGAACAGAGACUCAGUCCCUCCUGCCCAUCAUGUACUGUGUUAUAGCAAGACAACUGAUCCCCUAACAUUAGGUAUUUGAUGUCAUCUUCCUCUACCACAUAGCAGUAACAGAAGACUUAUUUGCUUCAUCCCUUCACGAGACUGAGUAAGGCAGCUGUGAUAUUAUUAUGUCUCCUUAGGUGUGGCUUUAUUCUGGAGAAAGCAAACCAUGGCUAUGGUGAUAAUUCUCAGUACCGACCCUCCCGGAUGGAAAACAUUUUGUUGCAGCGCAUGAACACUAGACGGCCGUAAAUAUUUUGUGGCCCUCUGAUAGGUUAAUGACUUUGCCUCUGCUUUCUAAAACUAAUUUGAAUAUGAGAAGCAACAGUUGUAUCACCAAGGCUAAUGCUGCUACAAACAAUAACAGUACCGUGUACAUGCUGAAGUAGUUGAGGUCUGCAUAGUUUGGCCAUGACACACACAAGUAAGUGUGCUCUAACAUAGUUGUUGAAGGACUGACAAAAUGUUACAUAAAGACAAAAAAAGGCUGUCAUUGGUACAUAAUAAGUUGAGAAAGCUUGAGAACAAAGACAAGGGUUUUAAAGUGAGCCAGAGAAGACUUGAUUGAACAUUUUUCUAAGCGACUGUUUCAUCAGAUUUUUUAGUUCAGCAGAGAAGAGAAAUCUGAAAGCUUAAGUGGCAGAUGAAAAAUUGUCCUUUUUGGUCUUUGUUUGCAUCUUGGACACUUUGGUCCCUCCAGGAGCAACUCCAGACGGAGUGGCAGGGACUGCAGAACAGUAACCGUUACCCAGAGAGCUCCUAACUAAAGGUUGUUCUUAGUAAUGUCAAAGAAUAUGCAAUUUGUUCAUCAGAGUAUUUGUAGAAAUGAGGGUUUUAAGAUAUAAUAUUUUUCUGCUGCUUUCAAUCAAUACAUUAUUUGUUGGGCCUCAAAUACGUAAUGGUGACCUGAUAAUGUAAUUAUGGUGAUUUAUUCUGAGGUUUUCAAGACACGUGAAAACUUGUUGAGCAGCAGCUUGUUGUGCUGCCGCUGGUGCACACACCGGCCACCCCAGGACUCCUGAGGCUCAAGACUGGCCUGUGGGACUGAGGAACAGCCUGUCAGCCGUGGGGUCAGCUCCAUGCUGCUGUUUUGUGCUCAUUUUGUACUGUUUUGAAAUGGAGUUUUGUAGCAGUCAUAAUUUUUAGAACACUAAAGUCACAUGAUGCAUUUGGAUGCAUUUUUAUAUUAAGUGAAAGUCAUUUUGCAUUUUAGGAAGUUUUGUAUUUAGUCUUAAAUGAUAAUCCUUUGAUGAUAAUCUCUCUGCAAAUGUUAUGCCUUAAAGUUAUUGGUGUCAAAUGACAGGAUCAUAUUUAGAGAUACUUAUUGAAGAAUACACCAAGUGAAAUAUGUAGUAAUUGCCAUGGGUCAUCAGGCUCAUCAGGGUAUUAUGGAAGUUUGCAGCAUUAUCAUAAAAGUCUUGGUGUGAAUGCUUGGUAGUUUGUGUGGCCUAGAAUGAGGGAGCUGGCUGGCCCGGGGCGGCAGGGUCGGCUCACUGUGAUACGUUACUCAGUCUCUCAGUCACUUUGCUCAUUGUCAACCACUCCGGGUCUGAAAUAAUUCCUUUAACCAGUGAAAACCAAGAAGUAUGUACUGUUCUGUUUGGUACGCUUAUGUUCAGACGCUGCAUUUGUUUACGUUAGAACUUCCUUAAAUUAGGUAAUGAUGUUAUACUUUUUGUUUUACUUGGUGAGCUUUAGUCUUAGCAUUAUGAUUUUUGCCUAGCAUGUGAUCGUUACCGUCACACAACCUUCCUUCAGAGGUGAGGUGGAAUGUCACAAAAAGGCCUCAGAUGUGACUGUUUUUCCUGUAUUCAGAGCAGGCACAUCACAGGGUCUUCUUUUAUACAGUUUAGAAAGCAGCUCAAGGGCAGUAAAGCUAAACAUAAAAGCCUGUUAAGCAUGGCGAGGGCAAGGGUGAGACUUAAGCGUAACUUCUCUGGCAGCAACUGUAAAUGUUCCUAAGGGUUGAUUGAGGUCAUAAUGUCCAGUCACCAACCUUAGUCUAGCAUGGUGCAGGAGCCUCGUCCAUAUGCAUCAACGCUCACAGGAAGAUAGAGACAUGUUUUCCAAGUCCCCGUGUCUCAGGGAUUGUUAUGUGCAGUUGUUGACAGAGUUAUCCAUCCUACUCUAAGCUCAUUGUGACGUGAUGGCCCUUUUCCAGGUGGUGAGUCUCUUUUCCUCUCCUUUCUCUCCUUUCCUCCUCUUCUCUCCUUUCGCUCCUUUUUCUCCUUUCCUCCUUUCUCUCCUCUCCCUCCUUUCCUCCCUAGCAAGUCAUCUAUUACUUCCUCUCCCCUGCCCUCUCUCUCCACUCCCCUGCCCUCUCCCUCCACUCCCCUCUCUCCCUCCCUCUCCCCAGCCCUCCCUUCCCCUCCCAUCACCCCCCAUCCUAGACUCACCACAGAGGAUGGGCCCAGCAAGUCACAGUGUAGUAAGGUAGACUGAUAUUUUUGCCCAUAAAUGUACAUAUCUAGGAAAGUUCAUCCUCCUCUUGGCCUUCACCACAGCCCGGCCAGCCCAAGAAGUUUACUGUGGGACUGUUUUGUUUAGACUGACCUGUACAAUCACUUACAUGGCAGCUUUUUUUUCAUGAUUCCUGCUAUUUUUAUGUUAGCCUCAGUUUCCUAAUUUUAUGUCAUGUUUUUACCAGUAAGGGCUCAAGAAGAUAUUAACAGGGAUGAAUAUAGAGUAUGUGGUACCGCAGGUCAUUGGUUCUGACUUCCCAGGGACCUCAGACCAGUGUUGAUGAUAGCGUGUGCUCAGAGGGAGGCAAUAGUGAAGACAGGUUCCUUGAGCUGCUCCCCUAAAGCCCCGUUCACACUGUGCUGACUCUGGGCCAUGACAACACAGCGACUCAGGGUACACAAGGUCUUGGGUGUGCAAUGUUGAUGUGAAAGGGUCGCACAUCGUUGGAAAGAGGUCUAGAAACGAUCGCUGGAUGUUAAUUCAGCCUGAAAGUCGCUGGGUUGUUGUGGCUCAGAGUCGGCACAGCGUGAAGGGUGUUUGGACGUGAAGGUCCCUGUGGCUACAUACAAAACCUGCAUUUCUGUCACUUUGUUCCUGGUUGUUGGGCCCUAGACUGUGGCCUGUGUGUUGAGUAAUAGUAAUUUCUUGAGGCAGGUAUUAGUGCUCUGGUCUUUAGAAUUUAUGUGUUAUUGAUCUUUAUUUAUCUGUAUACACGUCGGCCAAGGUUAUCCCUUAAGUUUCUAUUUUUUAUUGAGGUAAUCAAAUAAUUAGUAAAUUUUAAGCAUUUGGUUCUGUGAUCAAAUGAUGAGGUUAACUGAUGAUGUGCUAGCUCUACAUUGUCCUCACAUCCUUCCUCUCUCUAAUGUUCUACCUCCAGCCUGAGAUAUUAGCACUCGACACAGACUCAGCCAUUAGGUAUUUGUGAGGACUUUGUUCCCCUGGUUCUUCCCUGCACUGGUCGGCACACUGCUGCACACCCUCCAGACUGUCAGACUCGCGGCUCCUCCCUGAGCAAGGAGUUCCUCGGCUGUUCUGCUCACCUGCCGGGACUUUUGGGGCUCUCUUAGUAUAGAAUUAUAAUCAGCUUUAUUAAGUUAUUAAGAAUGGUGCAAAUAAAUAAUAUAUUUUAA